Molecule: messenger RNA, 738 nt
Organism: Dendrobium catenatum
Lineage: Eukaryota; Viridiplantae; Streptophyta; Magnoliopsida; Asparagales; Orchidaceae
Product: transcription factor MYB4
Exons: 3
Coding region: 105-716 (203 amino acids)
Source: RefSeq, a predicted model, not a curated record
GACCAAGGAGAAGACCAGAGAAGUCUCCCCUUUCAUGUCGCAUAUAUUUAACUGUUCGAUUCAUCAGCUCGAACUGAGAAGGCGAGCUUGAGAGAGAUCCAUCAAUGGCGAGGAAAGGGGAAAGAAGAGGAAGACAACCGUGCUGUGAGAAAGAAGGGCUGAAGAGAGGCGCAUGGACUGCCGCAGAGGACAAGAAGCUUGUUGCAUAUAUUACCAUGCACGGCCACACCAACUGGCGAAAUCUUCCUAAACAAGCUGGUUUGCUGCGAUGUGGAAAGAGCUGUAGGCUAAGAUGGAUUAAUUACUUGAGGCCAGAUGUGAAGAGAGGAAACUUCACCAAGGAAGAGGAAGAUACCAUCAUCAGUCUACACUCAGAGUUGGGCAACAAAUGGUCUAAAAUUGCUUCUUAUCUUCCCGGGAGGACGGACAACGAGAUCAAGAAUUUAUGGCACACACACAUAAAGAAGAAGAUUGCUCAAGGAGAAGCAAGUUCGAGUUCUUCUUCCAAGCAAGAAUCCUAUGAAAUAAAGCCAAAUCAAAGCAUAAUUUUACAUGAAUACAAUUCUGCUGAAGAGUUGAGCAGUUCCCAGAUGUUAUGGAGAGAAGAGCUCAAUGGAGUGAUGGAUUUUAUGAUGAUGCCAGAGGAGGAUGAGGGAUAUUAUAAUGGGUUAGUUUAUUUAGAGAGUGAGAUUGACUUGUGGGGACAAAUGAACUGAAUUAUAUUAACAAAGAGUUGUA